This is a messenger RNA of Athene cunicularia (burrowing owl), 1341 nucleotides long. RefSeq names its product RING finger protein 224-like. The coding region runs from base 130 to 636 and encodes 168 amino acids. NCBI's taxonomy places the organism in Eukaryota, Metazoa, Chordata, Aves, Strigiformes, Strigidae. The record is from RefSeq and is a predicted model, not a curated record. The transcript is spliced from 2 exons.
GGACCUGGCUGGGGAGCUGCUGGCAGCCUUGGCCCCCGAUGCUCCCCACAGGACUGCUGCAGCCCCCCGGGACGGUGCAGCCCUUCUGCCAUCUCCCUUGAGGCCCUGGGGGGAGCAUCUCAGGACAGCAUGUCCCAGUCUGGUGGCUGCCCCCAGGCAGAGGAUGUGGGGCUGUGUGUUGGGGCGCACAUGCACACCCCGAGCCAGGGCAGCCAGCGGGUUGAGUGCAUCAUCUGCUACUCCUCCUACGACCUGUGCGGCCGGCUGCCGCGCCGGCUCUACUGCGGCCAUACCUUCUGCCAAGCCUGCCUGAAACGCCUUGAUGCCGUCGCCAAUGAGCAGCGCUGGAUCCCCUGCCCUCAGUGCCGCCAAAAUACACCCACGCCCCGCGGUGGUGUUGCCAUGCUCGACCUCGACCUGGCCACCUUCCUUGCUGUCAAAGCUGACAAGGAGCAUCCUCGGGUAGCUGGCAGGUCCCAGCCCAACUUGGCCACCAAGGGCUCAUGCAAAGAGAAGGCAAUCACCAGGCAGCCAGUGGGGCUGUGCCAAGAAACGGUGCCGCCGGUGUCAUUCCCCCGACGCAGCUGCUGCCAGCUGUGCCUUUGCUGCGGGGUGACAGCGGCCUUUGAAAGCUGAGCACGAGGAGGGGGCUGCCAGUUGGCACAUGGGCAACUGAGCUCCUGGAGUGCAGUCUGGGAGCAUUUUUGGGGACCUCACACCAUGUCCUAGACCCUCAUGUGGAUAGUAGUGAUGGGGCUGUGCUGGCAGCCUGAGAAGGGCUUCAGCUUGCUCAGGGCUUGCUGUUUACCCUGCUGGGAUUUGGGGUGCAAUGGGGGAGGAUCGGGAUGUCUCCACCCCUUCAUCCUGCUCACUCGCCCCUCUGACAACUGUCACGGAUGUCCUCUAGUCUCUGGCUUCUCCAUGUGUGUGGCUCUGCAGCAGGGGCACCCCCACUGAGCACCCCCAGGCAGGGGACACUGGAGCCUGGCACAGUGUUGCAACACAGUGAUGCUCCGGGGAGCAUGUGGCACCCUGAAAGCUUCACGCCUAUUAAACAACAUUCUGUUGGCCCUGCUGGGUUGCAUGUGUUGGUUGUAUUUGUCAGUAAGCCUCGGGCUAACGUGGGGAGAGCCCUGCCUGUGCUGGGGGUGGGAUGGGGAGAACUGACCUGCCCUACCGAAUUGCUUUCCUUCAAGUGUUUGCCCUGCUGGCCAUCUGCAUGAGAAAUUUGGGCACUGCGAUAGCUGGACAGUUGAAAUUGAAGAUGGCAGAGCCCACAGGAGCUCCUGCUUGGCCUUGUGCUCCAUGGCUUGUGCCAGGUUUGGUUUUCCUGCCUAAUCC